This is a messenger RNA of Acanthopagrus latus (yellowfin seabream), 2340 nucleotides long. Its product is annotated as OX-2 membrane glycoprotein-like. The transcript has 6 exons. Bases 121 to 1161 code for a protein of 346 amino acids. NCBI's taxonomy places the organism in Eukaryota, Metazoa, Chordata, Actinopteri, Spariformes, Sparidae. Gene Ontology annotation, molecular function: cell-cell adhesion mediator activity. The record is from RefSeq and is a predicted model, not a curated record.
ACACGGAAGUGGUCUGCAGAUCACGCCCUGGCAUCUGUCGGUAUAGAGAAAGACGAAGUCGGGGAAGAAAAGAAGAAGUCGUCUCUCGCCAUGUGCUGUACAGAAAAUGUCUAACAUGAGAUGUUGUUGACCGAGAUGGGACUCGGAGCGCUGCUACUUUUCUGUAGUUUGCUCGGAGUCUUUCAGAAAGGUCUGACAGAUCUGAUACGAACACAGCAGACUGUGAUCGCAGCUGUAGGAGAUGAAGUCCUCUUAAACUGUCAGCUGCUGCAACAUGAAGAUGUUGUUCAGGUCAUAUGGUGGAAGAUUUUAAUCAAGGGGAUGAAGAAUCUUAUUUCUUACCACAAAAAAUAUGGUCAAGAUGUUAAUCCUGCGUUGAAAGAUAAAAUAGGGUUUACAGAUGUUGGACUGCAGAGCAGCUCCAUCUUCAUCAGAAACGUGACAGAGGAAGAUGAAGGCUGCUAUCUCUGUUUGUUCAACGCCGACCCUGAAGGUUCUCUCACUGGUACAACCUGCCUCCAAGUCUACGAGCUGCAUGGACCCGUUCUCCAUGUGGGAGCAUCAGGCUCUGAGGAGACAGUGGUGUCCUGCUCGGCCACAGGUCGACCUGCUCCCACAGUCACAUUAACUGUCCGGAGAGGCGACGGCCACUUUCCUGGAAACAGCUCCGUCAGUGUGAACAACACCAACGGUACAGUCACCGUCACCUCUACAGCUGUGCUGACUCGUCUCCAUGACAUGGACACAGAGGUUAGAUGUGCAGUGCGAGUGCUCUCUGCUGCUCAGAAAGAGGAGGUCAGGAUCAUUCCUGCUGAAGUCAAACAGUCUGCUGAAGGUUUCCAUGAGGAUUCUGGGAUUGAGAUCACAUGUUUCAUCAUCAUCACUACACUGUCUGUGGUGCUGGUCUUCUGUUGUGUUGCAGCAGCAGUCAUCACAGUCCUGCUGAUACGAAGACAGAGGAACAGUCCAAGACAAAGAGACUCUGAGAAGAUCAACACACCACUAAAAAGAACUGAACAAACUCCAGAGACUGAAACACCUUUGAUGCAUCAAGCUGACCAGCAGUCAAGGCGAUGGAUGACACCUGAGAAAAGUAAAGGAAGUGACAGCACAGAAUCAUCGACCGGCGCUCGGCGACAACUAUUUGGUGACACAAAGUGACUCACAAGACUGGUGACAGAAGUAAAACUGGCCUGAAACAGACCUGUGGAUGAUCACUGAAACAUUUGGUGUGCUGACUUCACUUCUCUGUUUUAAUGUGACUUUACACAAUAACAAGUGUCUUGUAGCAUUUUUAAUAUGAUGAUGAUAUAAUAACUGAUGGUUACCUGACUCUCGUGGCUGUGAGGUGUAAGAAAGGUUAAGAUAUAGUAAAAAAAAAGAAGACAAGAACACACUUAUUAUUACAGUAUAUAUACUUAUAUUUGUAUAUAGUUUAUACAUUUUUACUUGAAUAUAUAUUUUUUUGCUUUUUCUCAAUAUGAUUUUGUCUUCAUGCUGUUUUUAACUUUCUACAACGAGCUACAAAGGACCACCUGAAAGCAUCGUCUUCAAUGUGUCAAUUAAAAAUGUAAAUAUGUGAUCAAACUGUAAUAAAAAUUGUGCUCAGUCGUCAUUAGAUUCAUCAGAUCAUGAAUUAAUCCUCAUGUGUAACUCAGUUUUUGAGGAGACGUUCAGGGUCACAAGACACUGACCAUUAAUAACUAGUCUUCUAAUAAUUAAUACAAAUAUUAAUAUUGCUUGUAGUAAUAAGUUGAAGUGAUCCCAGCAGUGUGUUGAACACGUGCUGCAGUCACACAGGAUGUCCACUGGAGGUCCUGCCUGUCUGACAGAAGAAGAAGAGUUGAAGCUGUCUGAGGGAGGGAGGACUGAACAUGUCCAGUUACCCAAAUAUCAAACUUGAGCAAAAGUCUUAAAGUGCCAUAUAUUAAAUGUAUCAAAAGUAAAAGAAAAUUAUACACAUAUUUAAAUGUAUGUACUGUAAACUCUGGGUCAAUGAUUAUAUACCUGGAGCAGAUAUUCAGUAUUUAUCUGAUUAUCAGAACCACAAACUUUAAAGUGUUCUCCUUUGGUUCUGAUGCAGCAGGUAAUCUGCAAAGUAAAGAGUAACUAAAGCUAUCAAAGAAUGUAGUGGAGUAAAAAGUCGGAUAUUUAAUACCCAAAGCUGAGAGUAGUUCAAGUCUGAGGGAGCAGAAAAUGGAAAGUUUUCAAGUAAUGUACAAGCACCUCAACUUUGUACUGAGGUUCAGCAGUUGAGUAAAUGUACUCAGUCAUAUUACAUAUCUGGUGUUCAUUUUUUACAUCCAGGACUGUUGAUCCACCAUCAUGAUAUGAGAUCAU